GCCUCCAAUCCGCGCGCUGCAAGAUGGCGGCCGCGGGAAGCGCGGCGCCGGGCGGUGGAGAAGUGUAGGGGCGCGGCGGCCGCGCUCUGCCGGGCGUUCCCGGCCCCUGCGGUGCCGUGCAUGGAGCCUGUCGGCAGCCCGCUGGACCCGGGGUUCUCGCAGCAGGGAACGCCGUGUCUGAUCGUGGAGGACUCGCAACCCGAGGGCGCGGGCCCGGAGCAGGACGCGGAGCGGGCCUUCCUCGGCGUGCUGGGUCGCCGGCUACCGCUGCCGCGGAGCCUGAGCCCCGUGCUGGAGAUCGUCUGCGGUCACGCCGGCAGCCGCGAGGCGUUCCGAGAGCGGCCCGCAGGUGGGAGCGGUGUGCGUGGCCGCGCUGACGGCGCGGUGCUCGCAGGGCCGAUGGAGGGCGCCGCCGACGAGAUGCCGCCGCCCGGCCCGGACAGCAGUGCCUGUGGGAAGGCUGCAGAGAGAUACGAAGGGGAUGAUGAGGACUGUCCUGCCUUGCCGUACAUGGAAGAUACAGGAACAUCACAGCUGCAGUUUGGCGUUCUGGAGCUCUCACAAAGCCAGGACCUGGAGAGUGAUGUUGCACCUGAUGAAGAUGUUAGGAAUCAGCUUCACUCUGGAGCUGCUAGCCUUUCUUCCAGAACUGUGAAGAAUGAUCCUAAAGAUGAACUGAAUGUUAAAAGCAGGGAAACUGUCACCAGCAUAGAAACACAUUCUGCUUUGGAAGGCCAACCAAAGGAGUUUGAAGGAGCGCUGCUGGAUGCAGAAGAACAUUCCAGGAAAGAGAUGCCUGACUCUAAUCUGCCUGAAAGUGAGAAAUGCGUUGACUCUGGUCACGAGGAGUUGGAUAUCUUGUCGACUCAGGAAGAGAUGUUUCCUGAAAAUAAUGUAGCAGGGAGUGACUGCCUUGUAACUGGAGUGGAAGAGGGAAGUUCUCUGGCCUGUACCCCUGCCCGCAGUCUGCACCUCCUGCAGCUCUCUGGACAGGGAUCCCUUGUACAGGAGAGCCGUUCCAUUGGCUCUCCAGGUGUGGUUGUUCCUUCUCCUGUUGGCCUAGCAUCCAGUGCUCUCAUCCCUACCAGUCCUACUGAACAGGACCAAACAAAAGAUGAACAGGUGGAUAUCUCUACUGCUGCAGAAGGAAGAGAGCUGGUGCAGAAGGGGCAGAAGGAAAAGAGACUGAUGCAGGAGGAGCAGAAGAGAGAUGUGCUGGUGGAGAUGGUUAUCCCACCAGGGCCUCCUGUUGUGCCACAGGCUUCAACUCCAGUGUCCCAGAGUGCCCCAGCCUUCUUUCCUGAAUCUUUACCUAUACCAUCACAACCAGUGUUCUCUCAUGAUAUCUUUGUUCCAACUCAGAGCCCAGAGAAGAAUGAGGGAGAAGAAAAAGCUGCUGUUUCCACCUGUUCAUGUGUACCAGGAGACCUUCCUGGACCCACGGAUACUUUGUCAAAGGUGCCUGUGGAAGACUCUGUGUCACAGACUUCUGAGUCCUGUAAUCUGAUGCUUUCUGCAAGUGGAUGUAGCCAGCCUACAAACACAGAAAUCAGUUCAGACUCUCUGAAAACUGGCCAUGAUAAUGAAGCUACACAGAUCCAGAUGAUUUCUGAAUGCAGUAUUUCAGACUUGAGAUGCUCUUCUGUGGAGGAGGAUGAUGACAGAAAAAUGAGGCUGGAUGCAGGCCAUCAAGCCCUGUCUGAGAACUGUGAGAAAGCAAAAAAGGAGGAUAUACAUACUGCAGGAAAGCCUGUAAUGCAGUUAGGUAGUGCAGGCAUAGCAGGAGAUGGGACAUUAGCCCCUACAGCCCAUCAGGCUCGUGGAUGUAUUUCUGGAAGUCGGGCUUCUACGGAGCAGUCUCACCGUGAGACCUUGUCCCGUGCUGACAGAAGAGAAGCUCAGUUAAAGGGCUUUUCCCUGAAAGAGAGUUCUCAACAUGAGGCAGUUCCUGAGACUCAGUGUGAAGAACAGGAAGAGAAGAUGCAUAUAGAAGAGAAGCAAAUGAAUGAAGAGUCUCUUAACAUGACUGUUUCUCAGAAGUUCCUUCUUGAAAGGAAGAUAGAGCACUACGAAGAGAUGGAAGUAGAAUUUGCUGGUGGUUCUUGUAAAAAUAGCAGAAAACUGUCUGAGACCCAAGACCUAGGAAAGAUUGGACCAGAAUACCGGGGAAAAGAAGCUGUAAAAGAUGGUGCUUUUGGCACUGGAGAGGCAAAGAAUGUGGAUAAACUGUCCUGUAAAGCUGCUUCAGAAAGCAUGCCAAAGCUGAAUGAAGUUUUAUCUAAGCCUUCUGUAGGGGACUUAUUGGAACAGCACAAUUUGUUUCCUGAAUUAAAGAUUGACAUUCCAUCCGAGAUGGCAUUGUGCGCCAAAAGCCAUGCGGAAAGUUCAGAAUUACAUCAGAUAGUGGAGACUCAACCACCACAGCAAGAGAGGGAAGCUGACAUACUGGUGACUCAGCAGGAGAAUCAGGUGCUGAAGAAUACAGAGAUUACUGCUAUGACAACGAAUCUGGAGCAAGAAGAGCAGAUGCAGCUGGAGGAGCAGACAGCUGCUAAGUCCCCCAGUCCUUCCAAUGCAACACCAUUUCAUUUCACUUUGCCAAAGGAGGGUGAUACCAUUCAACCACUGACCAGCAUAACACCACCUCUCACUGGCCAACUUAAAAUGGGACCUAGAAGACACAGCACACCAAUUGUGGAUGAUAGGUGUCCAGACAGCACUAUAGCAACUAGUGAUGUUACAGCGGAGGGCACAAUGGGGACCAACAGUGUCACUGUGGAAAGUGCAGUGGUGUCAGCAGAUGUGUCAGAAGUGUGUGAAAAAGGAGAUUCUUGUGCAGUUCCUGAGGCUGAUGUAAAACUCUCUCUACGAAUGAACCUUGUUACCCCCAUGAAUGAUGGGAGCGACGAGUCCUUACCAUUCAGCUUGGAAAAGCCCACAGCCAGUGACAGGAAAACUGGAUCUGCUGCUGCUGCCAGCUCCCAGAAAGCAUCAUCUGUGUUUAGUCGUGUCUGUGAAGUUCGGCGAGAGGAAGAGGCUAGAGAUCGCAGCCUUUCAGCUUCUCCAUUUAGGGGGAACCUAUUCAGCUUUCCUGGCACAGAAAAGAAUGCUGAAAUAUGUGAGAAUCCUAGUGAUCAUCAAGAAAGAGCAGAUGACAGUGGUGGACAGCUCCUAAUACUUCAGAGGCUGCAGCAGGGCUGCCAUCAACAACCUUCUUGUACAGAACAGAAAGAGUCGGUGGAGGGUGGUAUUGUAACCACGCAGAUAGAAGAAGGGGCAAGAAUGCAGCAGAAACCAAGUGAAGUGGUUGCAGUUGAUGAAAGCCAAGGGAAGCAGGCUGGUACCAAUAAUAAAGAGAUUCAAACUACAGCGGACUUUUUUACCCCAACAACUGUUACAACAGCAACGCAAACAGCAGAAGGAGCUUGUAGGCAAGUGGACGUGGGAACCAGCAUGUGUGGGCAAAGACCUGGGCGACAAGAUGUAAACAUCCAAACUGAGGAGGGUGAACAAAAGCUUGUGAAUACCUCUGCAGAAGACACAGACUCUUUACACAGUCAGGGAGAGGAUGAAUUUAACCUUCUUCACCCUCCCAGAGGCCAGGUUCAGCGUCGCCACGUGCGAACUAUCCGAGAGGUGCGCACUGUGGUUACCCGUGUUAUAACAGAUGUUUACUAUGUAAAUGGUGCAGAGGUGGACCGGAAGGUAGUUGAGGAAACUGAGGAGCCUGUAGUGGAGUGCCAGGAGUCUGAGACUGACACAUCCUCCUCUAGAACUACAGUUGGCUCAUCGCUGACCUCAGGAGACCUUGGUGAUGUCAGCUCCUUCUCUUCUAAGGCCUCAAGCCUCCACCGCACAUCUAGUGGAGCAAGCAGCGGUCUCUCUGCCACACACAGCAGCAGCAGUUCAGCACGAGGAACUGGUGCUGUCAAAGGGAAAGUGUGUGGUACAGAAAGUGGAGAGUUUGCGUUACCCAUUGGCAGAGGUGUCUUAGGAAAACUAAGCCCUAGGAAAGGAGUUGGUCAACCAGUAUCUCCUCUCAGAGUUAGCCAGGCAGGAGCAGCACUUCUGUGUGAGGAAGAGGAGGACUCUAUGCUCGGUACUCGCCAGAGUGGCAAAGCACCGGGGACACCUCGUGGGCGAGGAAGACGAGGCCGCCCACCGUCCCGAUCAACUGGAACAAGAGAUUUAGCUGGAAUUCCUGUUGUAGAGGAUCUCUCAACUACAGGAUCACCUGAGGAGAAAUCAUUUGUUCGUACAGUUCGCCUACCAGAUGGAGGGGAGAAAUCUGACACAUCUGGCUUCUGUGCCUUACGUCGAAGUGACUCUCCAGAAAUCCCAUUACAAGUGGUGGCUGGGCCUUCAGACUGUGCAGACUCAUCUGCUGGGAGCAGCUUUGUGGGCCUAAGGGUUGUAGCAAAGUGGUCUUCAAAUGGGUACUUCUAUUCUGGAACAAUUACCCAAGAUGUUGGAGCAGGGAAGUACAAGCUUCUCUUUGAUGAUGGGUAUGAAUGCGAUGUACUAGGAAAAGAUAUUUUACUCUGUGACCCUAUCCCACUGGAGACUGAGGUAACUGCGCUGUCAGAGGAUGAGUACUUCAGUGCAGGUGUAGUGAAGGGACACCGGAAGGAGUCUGGAGAGCUAUAUUACUGCAUUGAAAAGGAAGGUCAGAGGAAGUGGUACAAGCGAAUGGCUGUUAUUCUGUCUCUGGAACAAGGAAAUAAGCUCCGAGAGCAGUUUGGGCUAGGCCCUUAUGAACCUGUCACCCCCCUGACUAAGGCAGCUGACAUCAGUCUUGAUAAUCUUGUGGAGGGGAAGCGGAAGCGCCGCAGUAACCUUGUCUCUCCCAGCACCUCCAGCAGUAGUACGACUCCCACUCGUAAAGGGAUGGAAAGUCCACGUGCACCACCAGGUGUGCUUUCUGGCAAGAGGAAACUUGUUGCUUCUGAGGAAGAGAGGUCCCCAGCUAAACGUGGCCGUAAGUCAACAGCAGUAAAGCCUGGGGCUGUGAGAGCAGGGGAGUUUGUGAGCACCUGUGAAGGUGCAGAUGCUGUAGAUCCCCCAGUACUGGAGGACCAUCAUGGACCAUUGCCACACAACAAGACCCUCUUUUUGGGCUAUGCCUUUCUCCUCACCAUGGCAACACCCAGUGACAAAUUGGUCAAUUGCCAGAAGCCUUCAGAUGGUCCUGCAGGGAGUAGUGAGGAGGAAGAAGAAUUCUUAGAGAUGACUCCAUACAACAAACAUUAUAUAGCACAGCAGCUGCGAGCAGGAGCUGGCUAUAUCCUGGAAGACUUUAAUGAAACACAGUCAUUAAUAUGCAUUGGUGAGACCACCUGGAAGUCUCUUCAUAUGCCUAAACAAGUCCAGCUUUUUCAACGUCUUGUAUAUCAGAUGCACCAAUUCGUAGAUCAUCUCAGUAACUCCUGGCUGGGUCUGCUUCUUUGAUGUCUGUGUCUUUCUUGUAUUGUGGAAUCUAAUUGUAUGGAUCUGGUCUUGCCAGUUCUGCAUAGAGCAGCAGGAUAACCUUCCUUGGCUGGUGAUGUUUUUCCUAAUACAGCCAAUGAUACUGGUUGGCUUGCUGCAAAGACACUUCACUUGCUCACGUUCAAUUUGUCUUCCACCUGGAACUCCGUGUUCUUCUCUCCAAAGCUAGUUAUCAGUUGAUGAGUCCCCAGCCUGUACUCGUGUUGGAGUUAUUCCUACCCGGGUGUGGUACUUAAGAUUUGCCUUUGUUAAACUUUGAGACUUCUGUCAGCACAUUUUUCAGCCUUGAGACUUCUCUUGAAAAGCAGCACCAUCCACAAUGGUUUUCAGCAGCACAAUGAGAAACUCAGGAUUUUUUUUGUUAGUCAAGAUGUAUGUUAAGCGUUUUCUCUUUCUAUAUAUACAGUUGUUUUGCCAUGUCAGUGUUUUGGCUGUGUAAUGGUAAGCCGAGGUGGUAGAUGAGAUGUAGAAGAAAGAGCUCCUAUAGAGCUCUCUCUCUUUCAUUACCCUUUUUGGUACUUUCUGAUGAAUAGCAGGUAAACUUCAGUAAAUUAAACAGUUCUUAUGGAAACGAAUAAUUAAACUUUCAAUGUGAUUCAGUGUGUUGUGAUUUAAUGGUGAUAAUUCUAAGGCAUUACCUGGGGAAACUGGACAGCUAGAGGCAGUUCUUGUCUCCAUGGGAAAUACUGUAUAGUUUAAGUAGGAGUCAAGUAGAAUGGGAUGGGUAGGAUAGCUCCUGUUGAAACACAUUAUGGGGUGACAACAGUUGAAACCGGAAAGCAACAGAUCUGCUAUUAAUAAAUGACUCAUGAUGGAAAACAGCUGUCAGAAUCUGACCAGGUAUCAAGAAGAAGCUGAAAGUAUACCCUCUUAUGUGAGGAAUGAUGUGAGGUGGUAAGUCAGUAAAUAUGGAGGAAAUUUCAGAUUGCAGAACAGGCAAAUGGAAUUUGUAGACUCAGAAUGGUUUGGGUAGAUAGGGACGUUUAAGAUCAUCUAGUUCCAGUCCCCUGCUAUAGGCAGGAACACCUCCCUCUAGACCAGAUUGCUCACAGCCCCAUCCAGCCUGGGUUUGAAUGCUUCCAGGGAGGGGUCAUCCACAACCUCACUGGGCAACCUGUUCCAGUGUCUCACCACUCUCAUAGUAAAUAAUUUCUUGUUGAUACCUAGCCUAAAUCUACGCUCUUCCAAUUUAAAGCCAUUUCCCCUUAUCCUGUUGUUACAUGACCUCAUAAAAAGUCCCUCCCCAGCUUUCCUGUAGAAAGUACCUUCAGGUACUGGAAGGCUGCUAUAAGGUCUGCCGGAGCCUUCUCUUCUCCAUGCUGAGGAGCCCCAGCUCUCUCCUACCCUCCCUGUAGGGGGGUGCUCCAGCCCUCUAAUUAAUCUUCGUGGACUUGCUCCAACAACUCCAUGUCUUUCUUGUGUUGGGAGCCCAGAACUGGACGCAGUACUCCAGGUGGGGUAUCAGAAGAGCAGAGUAGAGGGGCAGAAUCACCUCCCUCGAUGUGCUGGUCACACUUUUCUUGAUGCAACCCAGGAUAUGGUUGGCCACCUGGGCUGCAAGUGCACGUUGCUGGUUCAUGUUGAACACUCCCAAAUCCUUCUCUUCAGGGCUGCUAUUAAACCUUUCUCUGCCCAGCCUGUAUUGCUGCUUGAAAUUGUUCUAGCCCAGGUGCAGGACCUCACACUUGGCCUUGUUGAGCUUCAUGAGGUUGGCAUGGGCCCACCUCUCUUGUCCAGGUCCCUCUGAAUGGCAUCCCUUCCCUCUUGUGUGUCAACUGUGCUCUACAGCUUGGUGUCAUCUGCAAAUAUGCUGAGGGUGCACUCAAUCCCACUGUCAGUGUUGCUUACGAAGAUGUUAAAUAGCACUAAUCCCUGAGGAAUGCCACUCAUCACUGGUCUCCACUUGGACAUUGAGUUGUUGACCACAGCUCUUUGAGUGUGACCACCUAGCCAGUAAUCAUAAUUACCACAAAAUGGUCAUGACAGGAGAAGUGUCACUGUCUAGAUAAACACAAAGGACAGAAGUUCACAUUGGCUGGUUGGAUCUCAAAUGUAAUGCGUGCAUGUUUAUGUAUUCAUUUCUGUGUGUGUGUGUGUGUGUAUCUAUGCAUAUAACAAAAUAUGAAAACUGAAUAUUAGCUGCUUUUAUAGAUUAUAAUGGGUCAGCUUAAUCCAACAGUUGAUCACCACGCAAAAUGGCAGUUAAUUUACUGCAAAUUUGUUUUGAGAUAACCUGUCUAUAAAGAAAUGACUGUUAGUAAUAUAGGCCAGUUAACUUCAGAGGUUCAAAGUAACACUACCAGAAUACAGAUUCACUUUACAGCUGGUAAAGACCUUAGGAGUGAUAUUGUAGUUGUACCCAUCAGCAGUACUGUAAUGUAUUAAACACAUCUUGUCAAGAAUGGCACUUGAUCUAUGGUUUGUAAGAACAAAUCCAGUUUAUCAAAUAAUUGAAGUUUACUAUUUAAAUUUAUACAAAGGAAUUUAUCCUAGUCUUGUGUGAAAUUCAAGGUUGAUGUAGUGAUACUGACAGAGUCUACAAGUAAUGAUAGCACCCAGAAUAAAUCUGUAACUUCUUUGUUUAGUUUACAACUCUUUUCCUGAAGUUUUAUUUAGAGAGCAUAAGAUUGCAGGCAAAGCCAGAAGAAUGUUGUGCAUACUUCAGGGCAGAUGAUCGAUUUACUAUUUUUUUUUUUUUUUACUUUUC
Messenger RNA from Gallus gallus (chicken), 8194 nucleotides. It is a transcript of the gene TP53BP1, whose product is annotated as tumor protein p53 binding protein 1. NCBI's taxonomy places the organism in Eukaryota, Metazoa, Chordata, Aves, Galliformes, Phasianidae. The transcript has 24 exons. Gene Ontology annotation, cellular component: nucleus. Gene Ontology annotation, biological process: positive regulation of transcription by RNA polymerase II; DNA damage checkpoint signaling. The record is from RefSeq and is a predicted model, not a curated record. Gene Ontology annotation, molecular function: histone binding. The coding region runs from base 121 to 5448 and encodes 1775 amino acids.